Molecule: messenger RNA, 2466 nt
Organism: Styela clava
Lineage: Eukaryota; Metazoa; Chordata; Ascidiacea; Stolidobranchia; Styelidae
Product: mitochondrial glutamate carrier 1-like
Biological process (GO): aspartate transmembrane transport; malate-aspartate shuttle; L-glutamate transmembrane transport
Molecular function (GO): L-aspartate transmembrane transporter activity; L-glutamate transmembrane transporter activity
Source: RefSeq, a predicted model, not a curated record
GAGGUGUAGACAGGAUAGAUUAGAAUUUUAGAUUAGUCAAUUUUUUUGCGAAAAAAAAAAUCGCAGUGUUUAGGAUAGGUUUCUUUUAUUCACUCAAUUUGUAAUGUUUGUGAACUGGUUUUAGAGGGCAAUUAUGAGUUCUAAUGAAGAUAGCAGUGUCGAGGGAAAGAAGGUUGAAGGCAGAGGAACUUUCACAACAGAACUACCAGCUCGUGUCCUGAACGGUGGAAUUGCAGGUUUAACUGGUGUUACUUGUACCUUUCCGCUUGAUCUGGUUAAAACCCGACUUCACGAUCAGACUAAAGUAAAUGGAGAAGUCCUCUAUAAAAAUACAUUUGAUUGCUUCGUUAAAGUUUUCAAAAAUGAAGGAUUCUUCGGGAUGUACAGAGGUUCAGGGGUCAAUCUCCUCUUGAUAAUGCCUGAAAAGGCGAUAAAAUUAGCGGCCAACGAUACGCUACGUCAUUCCAUGUCACAAGGUGGCCAUCUUUCUCUAAUGCAAGAGGUGGCCGCAGGAGCUGGGGCGGGGCUGUUCCAAGUUGUUGUGACCACGCCCAUGGAAAUGUUGAAAAUACACGGACAAUUGGCAGGAAAAUUAGCUGCUCAGAGCACUGUAAUUGGUCAGAAAGGAACAUUAAGCAUCCAAUCAAAAUCGACAUUAUCAGUAGCAAAAGGUCUUCUUCAAACUAAGGGAAUCUCUGGAUUGUACAAGGGACUUAGUGUUACUUUAAUGAGGGACAUUCCAUUUUCUGUAAUCUAUUUCCCGUUAUUCGCUCAUCUUAAUGCCAUCGGCCUACGACGAAGAGACGACACUCGAUCUCCUUUCUUUGUCUCGUUGUUUGCAGGAAUGAUUGCCGGGGCAACAGCUGCCGUGUCUGUUAAUCCUAUCGAUGUUGUGAAGACAAGAAUUCAAACGUUGGCGCCAUCAACAAGUAACAGAGAAUAUAAAGGCGUAAAGGAUUGUGCAAGACGAAUUUACAAGGAAGAAGGCUUGAAAGCGUUUUUCAGAGGAGCACUGCCACGUGCGAUGGUUAUUGCACCGCUGUUCGGAAUAGCUCAGGGUGUUUAUUUCCUUGGAAUAGGGGAAUAUAUAUUAGGUGUUAAGCAAUUACGACCUGUGUGAUGUCACAAACUAUUUGUGAUAUAAUAAUUGCUCUAAUGUGAUCUAAUAAAGAGUAAAAAGUUCCAUUUGUUAUUAUUUUGUAAUAAUAGUACUGUGUUGUCUUUCCACUAUAUCUAGUAUGAUGCAAUAGUGCCGGUUUUAAAACUUUUGUGAUGUCACGCUUUUAUGAAUUUUGAAAUUUCUUCAUCUAACUGUGGUUCCUUCUAAACUUUUAUUGAAAGUGUUGAAUUAUUGACUGAUAUUUGUAUUUUCACGGUUUGCUAGUAAAUUUCAAAUUUGUCUCUGUUUUUUUGGACAUUUGGCUCGUUUAUCUGAAAAUUUUGGCUUGUUUGUCUGAACAUUUUUAUUGUUUUCUGAACAUUUGGCUUGUUUUUCUAGACAUUUGGCUCGUUUGUCUGAACAUUUGUUUCGUUUUCUGAACAUUUGGCUAGUUUUCCUAUACAUUUGGCUCGUUUAUCUGAACUUUUGGCUUGUUUAACUGACUCUUGGCUUGUAUUUCAUCAAUUUUCCUCAUAUUUUAAUUGCUAUUAUGAUAUCAUUAGCAUUAAUUCUCAAAUAAAUCGUCUACUUGGCUUCUCUCCCAUUGAAGCAAUUGAAUAGGUCACAGUGGUGAAGCGCUAGGUAAAAUUUUCGCCUACAUAGCUUGACACUAUGACAAAAAAUGUUAUAUUUUAAUGAAGUUCCAGCAAUUUCAUAGCAACCUUGCCACUUUAUUACAAUUUACUUGUCUAAUUUAUUUUCAUUUCUGCCUAAUCCAACAAAAGGUAGCGGCAUAUUUACUUGCUAUUUUGUAUGUGUUUAUUCUGUUUCGUUAUGCUUCAAUAAAUCCUCUUAAUCCCAAAAGCAGGCAGCAUAAAUACUUGUUAUUGGACACAAAGUGGACAUAGCGAUCGUUUUGUUGGAAUGUUGUUCUCAUUCUUGUUGUUGUUCUUUGACACGUUUUGAAGGAAUUGCUUUUCAUGCUUUGAAAUUUUCAGUGGUUCAAGAUAAAAUUUUUCUCCAGAAGUCUAUUACUUUUUUUUUCGCUACUACGUCAUCAAAAUUAUGUGGCUCUAUGUGUCCAUAUGUUCGAGCAUAGCUCACUUGUUUUAAAUGUGAAUAUUCUGAUUAGUUACGCUUGAGCAAUGCCCAAUUCACUUCCAUAAAUGGCAGCAAAAUUCUUAGUUAUUUUGUAUUUGAUUAUUCUGACUAUUAUCACUUCAAGAAUUUCUGGAAGAGCAAAUAGCGGCAUAAUUACUUGUUAUUUUGUAUGUGAAUAUUCCGUUGUGUUCCACUUGGGUUAAUUCUGGUACUAAAAUAGACUAGACUGAAUUUUGUUUCUUCAAUUAUUGUCUACUUCUUGCUAA